This is a messenger RNA of Stegodyphus dumicola, 719 nucleotides long. RefSeq lists its product as uncharacterized. The record is from RefSeq and is a predicted model, not a curated record. NCBI's taxonomy places the organism in Eukaryota, Metazoa, Arthropoda, Arachnida, Araneae, Eresidae.
UCUGCGUAUCUACGCAUUAAAAUUAUAUCUGAAUAUCAACAAAUUAGUUCGCUCAAGUACUCUGAAAUGAUUGGACAGAAUAUGGCCAAAUAUACCCUAAUUGCAGUUAUGUGGAUAUAUUCUAUAUUUGCAGCUCCACUUGCUGCGGACGAAGAGGUUGUCGUCAUCCAGGAAAACAUGACGCACUCCUGUCUCAAGGACUCGCUGCCGGAAAAGAUGGAAUCUCACUAUGAUAUGUGCUCACAAAAGAAUGAGACCGAAAAUGAAAUGAUGAAUGACAAUAUGAUUUUGCUUUGCAUUCUGAAAGCUGGUGAAAUGAUAAAUGAAGAAGAGGCAGUAAAUGUAGAAAAACUCAAAAUGAUGAUUUUUGAAAUAGCAGUCACUGAAGAAACUAAAAGUGAUACUAUGGCAAAAGACGUUCAUGAAUCUUCUUUCAAUAUGGCGGUGCAAAAAUGUGAAACUUCCGAAGAGAAUAUGAUGAAGGCUUCCAAUCUUGUGCAAUGUCUCUUAGAAAAUUUAUCUAUGAACUGCACUAAGAUGGUCAAAAUGGAUGAAGAAAUCAUGCCUAUGAUGGACGCUAUGUCGGUUCCUGAGAACUAAAUUAGUUGCACCGAGUAUCAGAAAUGUAAACAGCACAUGGAUCAUUUGUUUUGUAAUAGCAAUAGAAAGAACGCAAAAAAAUUUUACAGUAGAUUAAUAAAAUAUCAUAGCAAACAGAA